AUGAUCUCCUCCGAUGAGAAAAACGAGACUACUACUGUGAAACAAGUGGGCAUCGAAUUGAAGCCGGAAACGGAACAAAAUGGGACUAAUGAAACGGAAUCCAAUCAAAUGUCAGAUGUCAAAAUCAUUUUACCGGAGGGAAUGAUCGUGCGAACAUCGAGUAAAAGUACCGGCCGAGAUGUGGGCAGUGAAUAUACUAUGCAUCGGGGUGGAAUCGGUAUGAUGUAUCCCCCACAUGCCGGAUAUCCGGGAUCAUCUCCAGACGAUCUGGUGGAACAGAUUCGACUGUUACAAUCACAGGUGAAAUUUUGGCGACAAAAUUACCGUCGAUGUGAAAAGUAUCGAGGCAAAAUUCGGUCCGCACUGAGUACCGAAAUCAAACGAGCAAAGAAUGCCGGAUUUUCCGUUCGCCAACUCUCAUUGACCGCAACACCGGUUUUGUUUGGUACUGUUUGGUUGCGUAGAUUUUUGUGA
Molecule: messenger RNA, 474 nt
Organism: Echinostoma caproni
Lineage: Eukaryota; Metazoa; Platyhelminthes; Trematoda; Plagiorchiida; Echinostomatidae
Source: the annotation of a GenBank genome assembly